Messenger RNA from Acipenser ruthenus (sterlet), 2490 nucleotides. RefSeq names its product kinesin-like protein KIF12. Gene Ontology annotation, molecular function: microtubule binding; ATP binding; microtubule motor activity. The transcript is spliced from 20 exons. Lineage: Eukaryota; Metazoa; Chordata; Actinopteri; Acipenseriformes; Acipenseridae. The record is from RefSeq and is a predicted model, not a curated record. The coding region runs from base 70 to 2346 and encodes 758 amino acids. Gene Ontology annotation, biological process: microtubule-based movement.
AAAGGAUGUGGUACUGAGCGUUUGAGCUGCCUGGGAGUCAUACAGCACAUUUUUCAAGACUGAAAACUGAUGUUUCUCUUCUCCUCUGGAGAGCCGCUGGAGAGCGGGGAUGUGAGAGGGGAUGCGGGAGGUGAGUCCAGUGUCCUCGUAGCUGUCAGGGUGAGACCUCUUAACAGCACGGAGCGCAGUCAAGGGGACCAGGGAGUGCUGUACUGCCCUGGCCAGGGGACCAUACUGGUGAACAAUGGCGUGCAGGACCGGGCCUUCACCUUUGACGCGGUUUUCGAAGCCGGGAGUUCGCAGCACGAGAUCUUCGAGCAGUGCGGGGUGAAGAGGCUCAUCGACCUCGCCGCUGAUGGGUUCUCCUGCACAGUCUUUGGUUUCGGACAGACAGGAUCUGGAAAGACUUACACAAUAACGGGUCCACACUCCCUGUUCUCGGACGGUCUGAGGGAGCGCAGUUUCUACGGCCUGAUGCAGAGAUCGUUCGCCUAUCUCCUGGACCGGGUGCAGGCUAAGGAGGGUGACUUCGUGCUCAGCGCCUCUUACCUGGAGAUCUACAAUGAGCAGGUACGUGACCUCUUGAACCCUGGCCUGACCGACUCGCUGACCGUCCGCUGGACCAAAAACACCGGCUUCUACGUGGAGAACCUGUCCAACGUGGAGUUCGAGAGCCUGGACGGCGUCAUGGCACUGCUGGAGGGAGGUAUAGGGAGCAGACAGACCUCCUCUCACUCCCAGAAUCAGCAGUCAAGCCGCAGCCACUCCAUCUUCACCGUGUACAUCGAGAGCGAGGCGGCUCACCCUGAUGGAAGAGGGGGGUAUCUGGCCAGACACGGCAAGCUGUGCAUGGUGGACCUGGCCGGGAGUGAGCGGGUGAAGGAGACGGGCUCCUCUGGGGAGCUGAUGGAGGAGGCGGGCAACAUCAACCGCAGCCUCCUCACCUUGGGGAACUGCAUCUCGGCCCUCGUGGACCCCCGCAAAAGGGAGGGGCACAUCCCGUACCGGGACAGCAAGCUCACCAAGCUGCUAGCUGAUUCGCUGGGAGGGUCCGGGGUCACGCUCAUGAUUGCCUGCAUCUCCCCGGCAACCAUGAACCUGCAGGAGACCAUGAACACGCUACGGUACGCCAGCAGGGCCAAAAGGAUCAAGAACAGACCCGUGGCUAAACGGGACUCGAAAGAGAGGCGGGUGAUCAGCCUGGAGAGAGAAAUCAAGUUCCUGCGGAUGGAGAACCUGUUUCUACGGCAACGGCUUCAACUUCCUGUGGUCAGCAGGAAGCACUGGCCGGAAAACGGAGAAAGUGGCAGCACCUGCAGCAGCGAGCACGGGGGAGUGGAGCCGGCCGAGCCCCUGAAGAAAGUCCCUCCCUUCCCCAAGCACAGCCUGUACGACCUGCUGCAGGAGUUCAUGAGGGAGAACGACGCCCUGAGGCAGGAGAGGAGCGCUCUGCUCAGCAGUCUGGAGAGCUCCAGACAGACAAGGAAGAUGCUGUCGCAGGAGAACGGGAGGCUGAUGCGCAAACUGGAGGACCUCGAGAGGGUGAUCUCUUCCUCCCCACUGACCAGCAGCACCCAAUCAGGCCACUCCACUGAGAGCAUGAGCAGCUGCAGCAGUGGCCAGUGCCCCCACUUCUCCUCCCCUCUGCACAGACAUAAGCAGGUUGCAGUCUAUCCCUGUCACCCUGGCCAUCACUGCCAUGGCUGUGCCUCUGACAGCUCUUUACAGGCCUUAUACCCCGCGGAAUGGUACGCCAGGCCCCGCCCCUUUGUGUCUGUGGAAGACCCCGCCCCUCUGAUUCCCCUCCCACAUGAUCAACUAGACCCGCCCAGGGGAGGGGCUAGCCUGACCGACCAGCACAGACAGUCUUCUGGUCUCUUGCUCCAGGUCGAACUGCCACCAAUUGAAUUCUUCAUCCACGAAAACAAAGCAAAGCACCCUCCUGAUCCCCAGGGCAGCUUGCAGCAGCCCCAGCCUGCAUUGAAUCAACAGAAGAGUGUGGACCCCAUCCUGCCCCGGAGGAAAAAGAGCCAGGCAACGAGUGGCAGCUACGCAAACCGCUUUCAGCUCAUGAAGGAGACUCGCACCCAGCCAGGCAGCACCCCUCCCCAGAGAUCACAGGACAGGGUGCUGCCCUCAGCCCCUCCGCUCCCCAGCCCCCCUCACCUGGAGACGGCAGUGCUACAGCCCAGGCGCGGCAGGGUGAAAGCGGAGCCUUCCCUACCCAGACAGGAGGAGCUCAGAGCACAGGUCAAGAAGGAACACCCUCGUCACAUGACCAGAGAGCACGAGCGCCAUGGCAACGCAGAGAGACGGCAGCCUGACAGGACCAAACACCCGUCCUGAGAGCAGGCCUGUACCGGGCCUCCCGACUGUCUCUGUUUUCCCUUUUUUUUUUUUGUAGGGACUCCCAAUUGAUUUUACGCCUUGUAAAUUGGAAUUCUCAAAAUAAAGACACAGUUAUCCACACUACAGCAAAGUGAUCAUUUU